This is a messenger RNA of Puccinia graminis f. sp. tritici CRL 75-36-700-3, 1767 nucleotides long. RefSeq lists its product as uncharacterized. NCBI's taxonomy places the organism in Eukaryota, Fungi, Basidiomycota, Pucciniomycetes, Pucciniales, Pucciniaceae. The transcript has 4 exons. Bases 1 to 1767 code for a protein of 588 amino acids. The record is from RefSeq and is a predicted model, not a curated record.
AUGUCUAGAAAAACAGGUCUCUCAGCUCUGGUUCGGCUAAGUGAUACAACCCGUAAAACCCUCGCCGGCCAAGAACUCUCGAUCAAAUCAAGGAAACCAAUCUCUCCGUUUAUAUGUAUCGAUAAUAUCGACUUUGAGGAACGCAUCCACUUCCAGUCAGUUGAAAAAACCAGCCACAUGUUCCAUGGAACAUGGGGCUAUGUUCACACACUUGAUCCAACUCUUAUCGAAGGCCACGAUCCAAAGGAUUUCUCGCUCGACAGCUACAAGCAGGCGAUCAAAGACUCUGCCAAGUUGAAGAUUACACCACCAAUGUUUAUGCCAACAUUCGAAGAGGAGAUUCACUUUCGUGCAGCCAUCAAGAGCCAAAUUGCUCAAAUCACAAUGCUCAAACUAAUGCUGGCAUCCGACAACUGCGCUGAAGGAGUCGGAAAAAUCUUCAGCGACAUUAUAGAUCAAACAUAUCUUACCCCCGAACAGUUUUUCUCAGAGCUUCAGGUGAUGGAGGGCGACCUUGGAACGAUUAUGAACCUAGAGUGCUUGCGAUCACAAAGGAAACCCAGUGGUCACAAAGAAGAAAGCCUUGGAAACAUCUUCAUGCUUUUGGGGGCCGCUCACACCUUGUGGAAUAUUGGCCAGGCUAUCUUCCUGAAACACUUUGGAAAUAAUAAAAACCAGGAUGAUCUUGGAGCAUGGAGGACUCUUCAAGCCCUUGGCCUUCCGUCGGAGAAACCAGCUGCGAAAAAAGACUUCACACUUAUGCUCACCAAUAUGCAGAAGAUCCAUGAAGCAACACUUAUUCACUGUUUACUAUUAGUCAUGGGGAUUCCUCGAAACAGCCUACCAAACGAAAAGCUUAAAUUAACAGCCAAAUCAAUCAACCAUGCCAUUGACCUAUGCUACACUCGUUUCUUCGGCUGCACGGCACUCCAAAACGCCGACAAAUCUGAUUCUCCAAAGCUUUUCAACCUCAUGACCCGCUUACGUGAUUUUGCUACUGUUAUCGAAGCCAAUCGAGCAAUGAAAGCAGGCGAUAUUGGUGGAUUAUUGAAUAUCUGGCGGAGAUGGUCUGUAAUGGCACAAGGCAUCACUGGUUUAACUCACUAUGCAAUACACCUCCCUCGAAUGAUCCUCUUAAUCACGAAAGUUCUCCCGCCUGCUCUCUGCCAUGCGAUCCAACAUUCACUCCUUGUCACACCAAGUGGACGGCCAGGUCAUUUUGUGGCCAAGGAUUUCUUGCUUGAAACAUUUAACUAUUGGCUCAAAUUUAUGUUCAACAAAAGCGGUAUUGGCACAAAGGCUAAGCGAUUGAGGGAUCUUUUUUCUUCAAAUGUGCCCUUGCUGCAACGUUUAAUUCGAUCAAUCAAGGAAGAUUCGGGUGCCUGCAAUUAUUAUCAAUCACACAAGCAUCAACUCACACUUCAGUCAAUCAAUGCAUUCCUUCGCAUGGCAAUCACCAAGUCCAUUGGAGAUAAUACGGAUUCCACAAAGACAGCAUCAAUUCCAGCUCCAGCUCUAGAAAAAGGUAAAAAGAAAACCAAAAAGAAAUUAAAAGGAAAAGAUAUUGAUAUUAUGAGACGAGGCAUGGAAGUCAUGCAAAAUGAUGCUCUCACAGGGGGAACUAUUCUAAAUCGCUUCCGACCAUCUGAAACCCUUCUCAAUCCUAGUUGGAUGUUUGACGAGGCUUCUUCACUUCCUAUUUCACCUGGCGAGCUUGACAUUUCACUGGAAGAUUACUUUGGCCCUCUGGAAAAUGAUGAUUGUUGA